AUGUUUGCGAAUGAUAUCAAAAUCUGUUGUACAAUCGAGGGUUCAGAGAAUCGGAGUAGUCUACAAAAAGAUCUGAAUACCCUGGCUCAGUGGACUGAAACAAUGGCCCUUCCAGGCAAUACCACUAACCUUAGUGGCACGCAUUUGAAAUAUCCGGCCUUUAUUAGCAUCAGUCGGUGCUAUCCUCAUUUAUCAAAAACAGCCGUUCUUGAAUCGAAGUGGAUCAAAUACAUAAGGCAGCACGAUAAAGAGCAAAAUAAGCAAUGGGACUCCGAUACACUGGCGUCAAAGCGGUCCUACAUUUUAUCCAUGUUUCCAUAUCCUUCCGGAAAUCUCCACCUUGGUCAUCUGCGUGUUUACACAGUGGCUGAUGUACUGGCUCGAUAUAAGACAAUGCGAGGUUUCGCAGUCAUGCAACCGAUGGGAUGGGACUCUUUUGGCUUGCCUGCUGAAAAUGCUGCAAUAGACAGAAAUAUACUGCCUUCUGCUUGGACCUCUAGGAAUAUCGAUCAGAUGCGCCAACAAAUGGAAUCAACGAUGCUUCUAAAUUUAAACUGGUUUCGUGAGAUAAGCACGUGCAAUCCGGAUUACUAUAAGUGGACCCAAUGGAUUUUUCUAAAACUGUUCGAGUCUGGUUUAGCUUAUAGACGUUCCGCCUUUGUGAACUGGGAUCCGGUGGAUCAAACCGUUCUGGCGGAUGAAUUGGUUGACUCACAGGGUAGAUCAUGGCGUUCAGGAGCUGUGGUUGAACGGAAACCGCUGCGGCAGUGGUACUUCCGUUCUUCAGUUUAUUCACAAUCACUGGUGAAUGGCUUGAAAGAUAUCGAGGGUAAUCAGUGGCGUGAUGUUGUGCAAAUGCAACGCGGUUGGCUGGGUAACUUGGAAGGUACCCAAAUUGAAUUUGACUUGGUCGUCUGUGGCACGAAUUCGGUAUCCAGUGACCUGAACAACCAAGAACAAACCCGUGCUCCUCCGCGGCCAGAAGAACGCCUAACAGUUUUCACCAAAGAGCCGCAUCUUGUUGUUGCAGACUUGGUCAGUCAUAUCGACGUAACCAUGGACAGUGUGUAUUACACCGAUUCUUAUCGUAAGUCAGAAUGUGAGCGUGGAGUGAAUGCAUCAAGAAAACUGUUACUGUUUCAUGGAGAUUCGAAUGAGAUGGAGAAUGACUCACGAAAACUAAAUAUCGUUUCCACAAUGGCUGCUUCUCCCUGGCCCGAACUGUUGGCCAUUUCGGUUUUGCAUCCUUUCACGGGUCGUUUGAUCCCCAUGGUUCGACAACCCAACGUUCGCUUGUCUUUGUCAGUAGCCUUUCCUGAUUUAAUCCCACUUAUGAUGCCACGUGAUAUGAUGAUCAUAAUUAAAAGUGACAAAGAUGAAACAAACCUUCCCUGGUAUAAAUCAGCUCCUUCUUCGAAACUCAUCGUUGUUGAAUUGAAUCGAGCCUAUCCCACCAUCCCCUCCUGGUAUUUAUUCAUCUUCAUCCUAUCCGUAGUGGGACUGGGUGGAUUUUUAAAUUGA
This is a messenger RNA of Echinostoma caproni, 1521 nucleotides long. The record is from the annotation of a GenBank genome assembly. Lineage: Eukaryota; Metazoa; Platyhelminthes; Trematoda; Plagiorchiida; Echinostomatidae.